This is a messenger RNA of Pleuronectes platessa (European plaice), 1482 nucleotides long. It is a transcript of the gene zic5, whose product is annotated as zic family member 5 (odd-paired homolog, Drosophila). Gene Ontology annotation, biological process: regulation of transcription by RNA polymerase II; central nervous system development. Gene Ontology annotation, cellular component: nucleus. Gene Ontology annotation, molecular function: DNA-binding transcription factor activity, RNA polymerase II-specific; RNA polymerase II cis-regulatory region sequence-specific DNA binding. Lineage: Eukaryota; Metazoa; Chordata; Actinopteri; Pleuronectiformes; Pleuronectidae. The coding region runs from base 1 to 1482 and encodes 493 amino acids. The transcript has 2 exons. The record is from RefSeq and is a predicted model, not a curated record.
AUGGAGCCCCCUUUAAGCAAGAGGAAUCCAGCGAUAAGAUUAGCGGAUUUGGCAGCGACUCAACCCCAUCCUCAUCAGAAUAUGACAGGCUUCCCGGGGCUAGGGGGGCAUCACCCUCUCUCCCACCAUGCCCACCUCCACCCUGGGGAGCUGGGCAACGACCCCGGAGUGGCACUCACUCCAUUUGGACCAGAGCACAUGGCACAGACAAAUGCUCUCAAACUUAGCCCAUCUCAGCACAUUCAGAGCCAUCCCGAAGCCCAGACCGCGGCAUCUUUCACUUCUGCUCAGACCACAGUUGGUUUCCCCGUGGCUCACCCCCACUCAGGCUACUCAAGCAGCAGGGACUUCAUCCUCAGGAGAGAACUCUCAGCCUCUGCUAUGCAUGCACUUGGCGACCAGCAUAGUUCCGCCUCCUCCCCUCAUCACCAUGGCAUGUUCAUCUCCCCAACAGGUGCUUAUGGGCACGCGGAAAGUGGGGCCCAUUCACUUUUUACUGGACUUCACGACCAAGCGUCCCAAGGUGUCCACCACCAUGCCCUCAACGGGCAGAUGCGCCUGGGUAUACCGGGGGACAUCUACGGCAGGCCAGAGCACUUCGGGCACAGGCCAGAGCACUAUGGACCCUCUUCUCUCCACAGCUACAACUCCAUGAACCUCAAUGUGAACAUCGCUUCUGCUCCUCACGGAGCGGCGGGGGCGUUUUUAAGAUACAUGCGGCAGCCCAUCAAGCAAGAGCUGAUCUGCAAAUGGAUUGACCAGGAGGUGAGUCAGAAGAAGCCCUGCUCCAAAACUUACAGCACCAUGCACGAGCUGGUCAACCACGUCACGGUGGAGCAUGUCGGGGGACCGGAGCAGAGCAGCCACGUCUGUUUUUGGGAUGAGUGUCCACGCGAGGGAAAGGCGUUCAAAGCGAAGUACAAACUGAUCAACCACAUCCGAGUUCACACGGGAGAGAAGCCGUUCCCGUGUCCUUUCCCGGGAUGUGGCAAAGUGUUCGCUCGCUCGGAGAAUUUAAAGAUUCACAAGAGGACUCAUACAGGAGAGAAACCGUUCAAGUGCGAGUUCGAAGGCUGCGACCGAAAAUUCGCCAACAGCAGCGACCGGAAGAAGCACUCCCACGUCCACACCAGCGACAAGCCGUACUACUGCAAAGUGCGCGGCUGCGACAAGUCCUACACGCACCCGAGCUCGCUGCGGAAGCACAUGAAGGUGCACUGCAAGUCGCCGCCGCCCCCGUCCACCGGCGUCACCUACAUCUCCUCCACGAACCCCCUCGGCGACCCCCUCUCGCCCCACUCCGACGUGCACAGGAACCGCUCCGCGAACCUCUCCCCUCAGGUCACCAACCUCAACGAGUGGUACGUGUGCCAGGGGAGCGGCGGGCCCAACCACCUCCACACCCCCUCCAGCGACGUGCCAACGUCCGACUCGGACGACGAGGACUCUUUCAGACACACAGACCCGAGGACGAUGCUCUGA